GGAUUUCGAACGAAUCCACACAGUGCAUGCCGAGCAUACAUCGCACAGCUAUGUUACACUAUGCCUUAAUUAGUUCAUUGGUGCUGAUUUGUUGUCAAAGGGCCUGGGGCUCGGAGAAGAAAGGCGUCGUUAUCAACAGACACGACUUCCUGUGCGAUGACUUCAAGGUCCUUAAUACUUCGUGGUGGUACGACUAUCAGAGUGACGUGAGCUACUAUCACCAGCACAAGCACUGUCCCGAUAUCGACGCGCACUUGAACAAGCAUGUGUCCAUGGUCUGGGGGAAGCACAAUAACCUGACUUUUCCCGCGCACACAUCAGCGAUCCUGUUAUGGAAUGAGCCCAACUUCCACUCCCAGGCGAACAUUACCCCGGCCGAUGCCGCCCUGAUAUGGCCGGAGGUAGAGAGGAACUCUCAUGGUCGCCCCCUCGUGAGUCCCGCGGCGUCCCCUUGCCAUACCACGUCUAAGUGUAUAGGCGACUCGAUCGAUUGGUUCGAUGAAUUCUUCCGGCUCUGUACUGGAUGUAGAAUCGAUUAUCUCGCCACGCAUUCGUACGCCUGUCACGGUAACACGACGAUGGCGUACCUAAAGAAGCUCUAUGACAGAUACCACAAGAAAAUCUGGCUGACUGAGUUCGCUUGUCCGCUAGUGAAUGACCCGCACAAACAGUUACAGUAUAUGCAGGAAUUACUUCCGCAGUUGGAGGCUGCGCCGUUCGUGUACAGAUAUUCCUGGUUCAAGGCGCGAGUCCUUGUGUCUGGUCACGUGACAACGGCCUCGACCUUGCUGCACUCAACCACGUCCGCUCUAUCGGCUGUCGGACAGUAUUACAUGAACUUCGAGCCGUACGGACACCAGAUCGUCGGCUGAACACGCUUGACUAGCACAAAGUGACCAAGUCAUGCGGAUGUCAAACAUAUAUUUUCUAGAAAAUACUGACAGAAUAAACUGGUCGUUUCCUUGUUUAUGUACAAGCACUUAAUGAAGAAGAUCAGGACCAGUUUUCACAAAGUUCUUUGGUAAAACCUUAAAUUUAGAUUGUGAUAAGAGUUAAAAAAAAACAAUUCCGUAAGUUCAUUACUGGUUUUGAUCCUUUGUUAUACGACAAUAAUCGCAGAGAUUAAAAUUUUGUUUAUAAUUAUAUAUACGUUGUUAUAUGAAUGUUUAUUAAGCAGUUUGUUUUGUCACAUGCACGGAUUGGUCAUGAUUUGUCAAUAAAAUUCAAAAGUGA
Dreissena polymorpha is the source of this 1233-nucleotide messenger RNA. RefSeq lists its product as uncharacterized. The record is from RefSeq and is a predicted model, not a curated record. NCBI's taxonomy places the organism in Eukaryota, Metazoa, Mollusca, Bivalvia, Myida, Dreissenidae. Bases 27 to 872 code for a protein of 281 amino acids. The transcript has 3 exons.